Molecule: messenger RNA, 4736 nt
Organism: Pristis pectinata (smalltooth sawfish)
Lineage: Eukaryota; Metazoa; Chordata; Chondrichthyes; Rhinopristiformes; Pristidae
Product: otoancorin-like
Exons: 43
Coding region: 1-4356 (1451 amino acids)
Biological process (GO): cell-matrix adhesion
Cellular component (GO): cell surface
Source: RefSeq, a predicted model, not a curated record
AUGCCACAUAACAGGCUGGUUCACAAUGUAAGAGCUCAUGGUAAUGGGAAAAGUGGAUUGAAGACAGGUUAUCAGCUAGAGACCAGGGAGCUGGGGAUGGAAACGUUUCUUCAGGUUUUGCAAGUCAAAACCCGGGAGGCCCACAUGGUGACCAGGAUGUUUGAAGUGAAGAAUCUCGUCUUUGUUCUGAUGCUGUGGGGACUGUGUUCAGCCUCACCUGAGAUGUUUGAAUCGCCAGAAAUGGUGAACAAAGUAGCAAAACUACUGACGGAGGAGUGCACCAACUCUGAUGUUAGGACCGCAGCUGGAUUCGCAAAUUUUCUCCAAAGUGUCAAGUGGAAACUGUGCAAUCUGAUCAUAGAGUCAAUGAAAAAAACCUACGGUGACUUCAGCAAACCCCCACAGUGGAUGUCGAUGCCACCAGGAUGGAAUUCAACUGAAGACGACAUAUGGUGGAAGUCGAUGCCACCCAGGUGGAAUUCAACUGAAGACGACAUGUGGGGGAUGAAGGGACCACACAGAUGGAAUUCAACCGGAGACUAUAUGUGGUGGAAGUCGAUGCCACGCGGAUGGAAUUCAACUGAAGAUGACAUGUGGUGGAAGUCGAUGCCACCCGGAUGGAAUUCAACAAAAGACGACAUGUGGUGGAAGGCAAUGCUAUCCAGAUGGAAUUCAACUGAAGACGACAUGUGGUGGAUGAAGGGACCACACAGAUGGAAUUCAACCUGGGGCCACAGAUGGAAUUCAACCUGGGGCUAUAUGUGGUGGAUGAAGGGACCACACAGAUGGAAUUCAACCUGGGGCCACAGAUGGAAUUCAACCUGGGGCUAUAUGUGGUGGAUGAAGGGACCACACAGAUGGAAUUCAACCUGGGGCCACAGAUGGAAUUCAACCUGGGGCUAUAUGUGGGGGAUGAAGGGACCACACAGAUGGAAUUCCACCUGGGGCUAUAUGUGGGGGAUGAAGGGACCACACAGAUGGAAUUCAACCGGAGACUAUAUGUGGUGGAUGAAGGGACCACACAGAUGGAAUUCAACCAGAGACUAUAUGUGGGGGAUGGAAGGACCACACAGAUGGAAUUCAACCGGAGACUAUAUGUGGGGGAUGGAGGGACCAUACAGAUGGAAUUCAACCGGAGACUAUAUGUGGCCCAUGGGAGUUGCAGACAAGGAUGGUCCUAUGCCCAAGAUGAACAUCUCCAUGUUCCUGCAUAUACUGUACUACACACUAAGGGACGAUGAGUAUGGCUCAGCACUGGAGCGCUGUGUGGAGGGCAGCCGGAGCUCGGAGAUGGCCUGGACCACCAUAGUGAGCAACUUCAGCAGGCUGCCCCCCGACCUACUCCCCCAGCUGCUGUGGGGAGCCAGGGGCUUCCUCCUGAAGGCCGAGCUAGAGACCUUCCGCAGGCUGCCCAGCACCAGCAACUUCUCCCAGAUCGAGCUCAUGAUGGAGUUUUUCGGUGAGAGGUACCAGGAAUUGAGCAAUGACGCUCGAAGGGAAAUCUUCCAGUGGGCAAGACGGAGCCUGGUGGCAGCUCAGUGCCAGGAAGGGAAGGACCACCAGUCCAUGAAGCAGACAGACCCUCCACCCAGCAGGCGGACCCGGCCCCCACCAGGUAACUGUGAGAAACUCCAGAUGAAUAAUAACACUCUGGAGGUGCUGGGAAUGUUCAUCUUCGAUGCACCUGACGAGGAUUUUGCACGAGUCCGUCCUCAGCAGGUCUGCGACCUCUUCUACGAGGAGGACUUCCCACAGAAGCUUCCGGGCAUGGAGCCCAAGCAGGGCAAGCGGCUGCUGGCUCUGCUGAAGGUGCACUGCGACCGUGCCCAGCUCAGGAACAUCACGCGCUUGGGAGCGUUGGCUUGUUUCUAUGACGAAGCAGAGUCCCUUGACAAAGAAACGGCAGAGGCACUUUUGACCUACCUGAAAAGCUGCAAGAACAAGAAUGCCCAGAAGAACCUCGCUAAAGUAUUCAAGGACUUGGCCAAAAAGCAGCCGCUGGACAAAGAAUUCCUGCAAAAGAUGGGACCUUCUGCAUCUGCGCUCUCCAGCAGGCAGAUCGCCAACAUCAGCGACCGGGACAUCCCUGACAUCAUCAGCAACCUGAGCCAGGGGAAGGGCUGGUCAAAGCGACAGUCCAAGAUGCUGAUUAACAAGUUCCUCCGGGGUGGAGGUCAGGUCUCCUCGAGCUCGGAUCUGGUGAAGAUGGGAAGCCUGGUGAGGGGGCUGAAUAGCAAAGUGCUUCGCAAUGUGAGUGGUGAGCAGCUUCUGCAGGCAGCCAAGGCGGGGCUGGAGGAGGAGGCCAGAGAAAUGUCGCCCUUCCAGAGGAGGACCAUCGUGACAACGAUCCUGCAAGGGGUGAACAGCACGACUGCCCUCGAGUCGCUGUCUGGGUUGUUGGUGAAGGAACUCCCCCUCCAAGCCUUCCGGACCGCCGACGUCAGGAACCUGCAGAACCUGACGGAGAAACCGUGGAACCAGGGCCAGGCUCUUUAUCUGUGCAAAAUCGUCUUGACUAAUGGAUCCAUGACACCCAGUGAAUUCAGUCAGCUGGGGCCCCUGACUCAGGGCGUGACCUGCGAGAUGCUCGCUACCUACAGUGACCAGUUCGGGACGCAGAUGGGCCAGGCCCUGGGCAACACCACGUGGCUGUCGAGGAGCCAGUUGACGUGUGCAGGGCAAAAGCUGAAGGACACCAUUAACAAGCUGCCAGCAAGUGUUAACAGCCAGACAUUGGACACCUUAUCGAACACCAUUCCUAGUGCAAUCCUGCUCUACCUGGGGGAACAGGCGAUCAGCCGUGUCUACGGCAACAACUGCAGUGCGUUCCUGGGGCGGAUGGCAGAGGUGGACCUGCAGCUGCUGCCGUGGAGUUCUCCGGUCCGGGGCUUGCUGCUGGAUCGCGCCCUGCGCUGCUUGAACCUGCCUCUAUCUGCUCUGAAUGGAAAGGCCGUCACUAAACUGGGAGCGCUGGUGUGUGGCUUCACGGGACAGAAUAUCACGGAGCUGCCCGAGGAUGCCUUCAACGCCUCGCUCCAACAGCUCAUCAAGUGCAAACAAUUCUGCCCAACUGCAAGAAGCAUCCUGGCCAGGAGGCUGCUCCAAACCCAGGGAGAUGCCUCUCAGUGGACGUCGGACACGGUGACCUCGCUCGGGCCCAUGAUAACCCUGCUGGAUGAGCAGACUCUGCUGCAGCUAGCCAACACGAGCGACGUUAAGGAAGCCCUGCUGGACGUGGCGGCCUCCCUCCCCUCGCAGCCCCCCGACACCUCUCCGGAAUUCCAGACCGGCUUCCACCUCGGCAGCGUGAGGAAGAAAAUCUUCCAGAUCCUCCAGCAGGAGCUGGCAGCGGAGGCUGGUGCCCGCAGGAGGAGGGCAGCGAGUCCGUGCCCGGUGCAGCCGAGCAGCGAGGAGAUCCAGGAGCUGGGGGAGGCCAACAGUGAGUGGAGCGCCGCGGAGCUGGCGUGCAUGUCGGCGCAGACCUUCGAGGACACGGUCGACGUGCUGGGGGCCGUCGGCGGCUUCUCCAAGGAGCAGCUCCUGGCUCUGAAGGACAAGGCCAUUGAGACGUGGGGACCAGUGUCCGGCUUCACCCCCGACAACAUCGCGGCCCUGAACUGUAUCAGCACCACGCUGUUGCCGAGCGAGCUGGGGACCCUCGACCUGAGCUCUAUCGACACGCUGGACGCUAUCUCGGCUUGUCAGGCAUGGACACAGGAGCAGCGGAGCGCUGUGCUGGAACGCUGCCUGACCCUCAGUGGGAUAACUGCCACUUCCAUGCAAUCCUUCGAGCUCAGCGGGCUGGGGAUCUUCGCCUGUGCGAUGAAUCCAUCCUUCAUCUCCCAGCUACAGGACAAAGAAUUCAGCUUGGCAGCCGGGAGCCUGGGGAAGCUGCCCUGCGGAUCCGACACCCUGGAUGCACUGAAGGCCAAAGCGGUCCGCGUCUUCGGCAGCAUUUCCGACUGGAAGGAAGCGGACUUCACAGAGCUUGGCACCAUCGCUGCCGGAGCCAGUGCCAAGGACCUGAAGAGCCUGGAUCCCACGAUGAUGCCGUUCAUCAGCAGCCAGGCCAUGAGUCUCAUCCCAGCCGACAGGUUCCCGGCCCUGUCCGUGUCCCAGCUGAAGAAACUGUCGCCGGAGAGCGCGGCGUCCAUCACUGAGGCUCAGCUGGCGCAGGCGAGCGAGGAGCAGCGGGCUGCCGUGAGGGAGGCACUGGGGAUCCCCACAAUGACAAAGACCAGCAGCUAUUGGUCUCCAUCCCACUCUCCGGGACUGGGCUCCUUCAGGCUGUCUGGCGUGACUCAAGCUCUGCUGACGCUACUGCUGCUGCUCCUGAGCCUCCCUCUGUCUCCCUGAAGAAGGCGUGAGGUUCCUGCGGCCUCUCUCGGCCUGCGGCGUGGAACAGCGGGUGGAUUGUAACGCCGUCUCCCAGGGCUGUGCGUGAAGGAAAACUUAAUGAAAGCACAAGGCUUUUUUAAAAAUGAUUCAAGAUGCUGAUUAACUAACCGAGACCUCGAAUCACAUGGAAUCUCUGUAGUAACUCAUCCUGUGUGUGCAGUCUAGGAUCAGCGCUUCAUUAAACCAUCUACAUUUCACUUCCCAGUCUGAAGGUUUGUCCCCACAUUCAUCCCACAGCACUGCAUUCGGGAAUCCCUCAGUCUCUCGGUCUCCCUGGAAUACACUGGUCCACACCCCCAAAUUAUUCCGUGUUAACCUCCACCCAUUCCUGUCCCGGG